Molecule: messenger RNA, 198 nt
Organism: Penicillium subrubescens
Lineage: Eukaryota; Fungi; Ascomycota; Eurotiomycetes; Eurotiales; Aspergillaceae
Exons: 1
Coding region: 1-198 (65 amino acids)
Source: RefSeq, a predicted model, not a curated record
AUGGCUUUCUAUGCCAAUUGCCUGGAUUGCUCAGCGAAGUGGUUUGCGAAGAAGCUCAUCAUCGUCCACUUUAUCAAGGAUGAGAACCCAAUUGCCGAUCUUUUCGUCUUGAAGCCAGUUGCCAACGAGCUGGCGACCUUUGGAUCCUGCCUCAGGAAUUUUAGCUCAGUCGGCCAAAUCGCGAAGACUUUUUCAUAA